Anopheles stephensi (Asian malaria mosquito) is the source of this 9150-nucleotide messenger RNA. It is a transcript of the gene unc-13-4A, whose product is annotated as BAI1-associated protein 3. NCBI's taxonomy places the organism in Eukaryota, Metazoa, Arthropoda, Insecta, Diptera, Culicidae. The record is from RefSeq and is a predicted model, not a curated record. The transcript is spliced from 15 exons. Bases 1517 to 5677 code for a protein of 1386 amino acids.
UGGCCAUUGAUGGUUGGAAAUUUUCUCACUCACUGUGUUCACCCAGCGGGGCAAACCAUUUUGCUGUACGCUGACCGAAACUGUGGCUGAGUCGAGUAGAGGGUAGUGGUAGUAGCUGGUGGUGCUGGUGCUAUUGAAGCCUAGUAGAUGAAGGUGUAAUCGCUGGUGCUCCUGCUCCACAUUACAACAUCCUUCCACCCUUAUCACGUUCACUGCAAACGGUAAAAGGUGCGUCCAUUACGAAGACGUGUGCUUUAAUGGAACCACUGUGAGCACGGAUUUCAGUGUGCGUGUAUGAAUGUGUGUGUAUGUGAGUUGUGUAUUUGUGUGUGCGUGUGUUGAGUGUACAAUCUGUUGAACGUUCCUGCCGCUCGAAGGCUUUUCAUACCGUGUGUGUAUGUGUGCAUGCGACUUAAUACGGUGAUGUGCAGUGAAGUUGUGAGGUAGCCAGUGUACCGUGGCGUAUCCCGUCAGAAAUAGGACGAAUCGGUCCUAUCGGCUUUUGUACGGUGAAAUUCGACGCAUCAGAAUUGGUGGAUAAAAAUAAGUCAGAGUCGGAAGAAAAAACUGCGGCUUCUCGGGAAGUGGAGUUUCUGUUUGAUGUAUGGAAGCAGAGCGUCGUCUAAUGGUGGUUGUUCCUCUAGCGACGAACUAGCGUACUUGCGUGAUGCAAUCAAUACAAAGGAAACGAUAAAUCAGCAACAUUUUAGUACAGCACUAUAGCCGAAAUAAUCACACCGAAUCGUUCACUACAAAAACUGACACGGCAAAAACUUGACGGAUAAUCUUGAACGGAAAUGUAUUCCUACAGUACUCGCACAAUCAGCCCUAGAUGCUGAAAACUGAAACCGCUCGAAACCCGCUCGCAAGAUAGUGGAUGCUGUGCAAGCGUUACCGUAAGAGCGAUACAUUGAUGUGAAGUGGAUCGGAUAAGUGCUUCGAACCAGCAGACUAUGACCGGUCAUCAGACCGACCAGCUACAGCCGCGUUCAACUAGUGACAUGUUGAUGUUGCUUUCGGUUCACCCCAACGGACAGGGAAUGCCACGAUCGGUCGAACGCACGAUACCACCACUGCUCGAACGCCCGCUGAGACAUUCACACGUACUGGAGAUGAAGCUGUAAAUAAUAGUAAGCCCUGGGAGUUGAGUUUCCACACUAGCAGGAACCGUGUAGGCCGACAUAAAAGGCAGCGUCAAAGCGUCAAUUUAUUUGUUUCUUCCCUGCAGAGGUGACGUACGUAGGCGAAACAAGAAGAUAAAAAAACAGUUCCAAAAGUGUACAGUCGUGCAGCUUUUGCCCAACAAUAGAUCUGAUAGAUCCUUGUCGCUACGUGAGCCGAGCAUCAUCCUUCGAAGGGAGAGCGAAGAUAGUAGUAAACAAAAAAAAAUACAUACAAACAUUAAACAAACAACAAAACACGUCUGUGUGCUUCCGUGCUGAGUAACUGCGAGAAGACAAGUAAAGAAGGAAACAAUAUAAACACUCACACAUACAUCACCCCUCUCAGCCAGAAGAUGAGCUUCUUCAGUUCGCUACAGCAAUACGUGACGAGUGGGGUUGCCGGGCUCGGGUUGAAUCCACGGCGGUUUUCCCUGUCGCGCCAGGAAUCGACCGAAGGCUCUUCCGGCCCGUCCGGUGGUCACUCGUCCUCGUCGUCCUCCGUCACCUCGCCGUAUGGUAUGGGCGGUACGGGAGGUGCGUCGGGUGGCAUGGGACACAGUCCCGGCCCAAGCCCGGGAGGUCCCGGAAGCAGCAGCCAAGGAAUGUGUGGUCUCGGCUCAAGCGGUGGUAGCAGCAUCGGUAGUGGAGGCGCCGGCUCAACCGGACAGGGUGCGGGCGGCACAUCGACAGCGGCAGGAACAUCGCUUGGCUACGGCAAGGUGGCAACACCAUCGACCCUUGCCGCACCCGGCACACCCCCGAUCCGGCGCCAGUCAUCCGGCCGUGGUCUCGAUGCGCUCGUACCGCCACCCCGGCAGGGAUCGUUCCGUGGACGCAGCUCGCCCAUCAAUCCGAACCCACCGGACAAAUCGUCGUUUUCCGUGUGGAAACGGCGCCCGUCCUGGCCCGAGGUGGAAAUUAAGUCGUCAUCCGGUUAUCCGUCCCGGGCCCCCAUGAUAAUGGUGCAACCAGUGGCCGAGGAAUGUUUCGCCUCGCAUGGCCCAAACGAGCAAGGCGUGACGGAAAUAGUGUAUCGCUUCGACAAAAUGAAUCCACCCUAUAAUAGUGUCGUGAGUGCGAAUAACAAUAGUGUGCAGGAAAACGAUGGUUCCUACUUCGAAAGCUUCACUGCCCUGUCCUGGAAGAGCGAAACCCGGCGCAUGUCAGCCGUGCGGGCGGUCGAAACGAGGGCCGAAAUACUGCCGGAGAAUGACAACGAUCGGUUGCUGGAAGAUGACAUCGAGCGGUCGGAACAGAAGGAGCAUCUCUACCUGGACGUGCUGUACGCGAUUGCGAAUACGGUGGGAGCGCCGGCACCCGGUGGACAGCGACUUAAAUUUGCGCACUACAAAGAGGAGAUGUACCUUCAGGCGCAGCGCGUGUUCAACGUGUCGGCCGACCGGCACUACCGGCUGCUGCAUGCCGCCACCGAGGAAAAGCCCAAAAUCAUCGUGCUCACCGUGAUCGUACAGGAAGCGGAAGGGCUCGAGGCGAAGGAUGCCAACGGUUUCAGUGAUCCAUAUUGUAUGCUCGGCAUUCAACCCUCCGGUACACCGCCACCCCCUUCGCCCCAACCACCGAUGACACCGCGCACUCUCUCCGACACCGGCAUGGACAGUCUCGAUUCGCCCGAGCAUGGGAAGCUGCGCAAACACCACAGCUUUCGGUUGAGCUUCAAGCGCAAGGACGGUCGGCAGCAGCGGGACUCAGUCGGUCCUGUGCCGGCCAAAUUCAUCCGUGCAACUUCCGUCAAACCGCACACGCUGUGUCCGAAGUGGAACGAGAAGUUUAAAUUUGACAUCGACGAUAUCCAUUCGGAUCAGCUGCAUCUGGACAUUUGGGACCACGACGACGAGAGCAGCGUGCUAGACGCUGUAUCGCGACUGAACGAAGUGAGGGGCGUUAGGGGUUUAGGUAGAUUUUUCAAACAGGUGUGCCAGUCGGCCCGUCAAGGCUCGCAGGAUGACUUCCUCGGUUGUAUCAAUAUUCCAGUCUGUGAUAUUCCUUCAACGGGUUUGGAGGGUUGGUUCAAGCUGGAGGCACGCAGCUCGCGCAGCUCCGUGCAGGGUCGCAUACGGUUGAAGAUGUGGCUGUCGACGCGGGAGGACCGCGGCACAUCGGAGGAGGACAACACGCUCGAGGUGAAAAAGUUUGAACGGCUGCAGACAAUCUUCAUGAUGCAUGAGCUGAACGCCUUCGAUCCGGCCUGGAAGUGGAAUGGGGAGCUGGCCGGACCGUCGCUAACCAUCCUUCACCAGAUGGCUGUGCAAAGUGAUCUAUCGGAUCUACAAAUUUCUUUAGCAAAACUGGUAGCUAUCAUACGAAUCAAUCGCAAAAAGCCGCUCGACACAAAGUUCGUCCACCGGCAGCUGAUCGAGGUGGACAAGCUGUGGAUCAACAACUACAACAACGAACCCUUGACGCGCGAGCUGGAACAGUGGUUGGCCGACUCGUUGAACGGUUUCGUCGAACGGUCGCUCUGCCAGAUGCGCCGCCAUCGGGAAAUUUUCCCCGCCCUGCAUCCUCCCUCCCUGGUGCGGCUCGAGUAUCUGCUCCGCUGUCUCGGGCUGCUCGGUUCGAUGCGAGCCUUCCGGCAGGUUAGCCCCUUCAGCAAAGGCGUCCGGGGGGAGAUUGUUGGCGCACUACGGAAGGGUUCCACAACGUGGUCCCAGGCACAGUUACGCGAAUCGCAACGGUCACCGAACCCGCUGGUACAUUAUACAACGAUUUUGAUAGCGGACCUGCAGCUGGGCAUCACCUACUACCAUGGGCUGUUCGAUUCGACCAACGGCAUCCAGUACUUUAGCAUCGUUUACAAACAGUUUGAUUCAUUGCUCGCGGAGGAAGUAACCAACCGGAUCGAAUGUGGCCAACUUCCCGGUACGAUAGUCAAUCACUGGACCAUUCUGGAUCACGAUCGAGAACCCGAUACCGCUCCGUUCGAGAUCUAUUUCGCACUGCAAGAGUUCCACAACAUGAAAUCUCAUCUCUCCGUAACGCCCCAACCGCCGGAGAAACCGCUCGGGCUGCAGAACUUCCACGAAUGGUUCGAACCUGCCGUACAACGAUGGAUUUCGGUCAGCAAAACGAAAGCAAUCCAGCGCAUUAAGGCGGCCGUUAGCGUGGAUCAGGUGUGCGAAGGUGAGCGUAUCGUGCGGCACAGCACCUCGUCCAUCGAUACGGCCUCCUGCUUCUAUCAGAUACGCGAGUUUUGGAAAAAUCUUGCCUGGCCCGACCAUAGUUCCGGGGCGCAUUACGAAACGCUCAUCAUCGAUCUGGUCUGCACGACGGCUAACGUUUACUCGGAUCUCAUCCACCAGGGGAUGGCCGAUGGUGGUGGGACGGGAUAUUACGACAAGCAAGCGCAACAGCAACCCCGUUCAACCGACGAACUGUGCGUGGUCGUCAACAAUCUCGAGUAUGUGCGCCGUGGACUGGCCGAAUUCCAUCCCGAAACACAUCAGCUGCCGGAAAAUGCGGAAACCCUGCUCGAUAAUACGAUCGCUCAGCUGGAAGCUAAGGCGGAUCGUGUGCUCACAAAACUGACCGCUUCAAUGCAAGGUCCGCUUCAGAAAUCCGUUUUCCAUCUCGCCUGGUCUCCUGAUUCGCUGCCCGCGAACCAAGCCGUAAUGCCACUGCUAGAGUAUCUCGAUUCGCAUCUAGCGACGCUGAACGUGACGCUUCUAUCGCAAAACUUCUACCGCGCCAUGACGCUCAUCUGGAACAGCGUGCUGACGGAGUUUGCCAAACAGAUGGAUGCCGGUGGUGAAGGCGAAAAGCCAACCAACUUUCACGAUCGCAUGUACGGAGCGCUUCAACUGCUUGGGGAGUUCUUCAACGCCGAGGGGCUCGGACUGCCACCGGAGAUUCUGCAUAGUGACACAUUCUGGCGGGUGGAACAACGCCUUCAGUACCACAAAACCGACACCGAGCACCUGAUCGAUCUGUUCUACAUGCAGCGGCUACAGGAACAGCUGAACACGAUCGGUCAAACGCCACUGGGGUCGUUGUCGGUAAAGGCGUACCUUAACCAUGAUUCACUGUGUGUGGAAAUUUUGCACGCUAAGGAUGUGAUCCCACUCGAUCCCAAUGGUUUCAGCGAUCCGUUCGUGAUCAUCGAACUGUUGCCCCGGAGGGUGUUUUCGCACUGUUCCGAGCAACAGACGAACGUGCAUAAGAAAACGCUCAACCCGGUAUUUGACGAGUGUUUCGAGUUUUCCGUCACCCAGGAACAGUGCCAGGUGGAAUCAGCCAUGAUAGUUUUCACCGUGAUGGAUCACGACGUGCUGACGGCAAACGACUUCGCGGGCGAAGCAUUCCUGGCGCUGAACAACAUCCCCGGUGUGGCCACCAACUUCAACAUUGACAAUUUUAACGGUCUGGCACAGAUCGAUCUACCGCUGCUGGAAAUGAAAGAUAAAAGUCAUCCAAUACUGCAAAUUCUUGAAGGGCGCGUCAACGACAAAAAUGCGAUGGAUUUUCUGCGCAAGCAGAAGGCUCGUGUUGUUGGUUAAGCUGCGAGCUGUAGGAGCAUGGAUCAGCAGCAUGGAAAUAAUCAGCUUCCUGAUCAGGGGUUGAUCAGUUCGGAACCUUGUUCCUAUCUUUCUGAUAUCCUUUAAGGAUCAGUAGUGCUGCUUGCUUAACAAGCUUAGCGAGAUUUGUUCGAGCUCAAAAAAACAAGAAGAAACUUACACACACCCACAGGCCACGGGGAAACCAAACACUUGAUGCAGAGCAUUAUUCUGGUAAACCAAAACAACACAUGGAUAGUGAUGGUAUGAUAGAUCAGCAACAUUUAAGCAUGGUAGAGAGAAUUUAUAUAUGUAUACAUAUAAGUGUUAGAUUGCACCGAACCACAACAGCAAACCAACAGCUGGCUGGCUGGCACUCUUGUAAGACUUUAUGCAUUUUUAAAUUACUCACCGUCGUUCGCAUCGUUCCUUGUGUUUUACAUAUAUCUAGCCAACCGAUUGCCUUCUUACGAACCCUUACAAAGCAUGUACGUGUGUGGUAGCAAUGCUAAGCGUAGUUUCAAUGUACAUACCUGUAGGGCAUACACCCUGCAUAGUCGGCAUAGCAUCCUGCUAAUCGAUCCUCCUUUACCGUAGUACUGUGACGAUCACCAAAGUUAAACCAUGUGUGUCGAUGUGUCGAUCAACUCAAUCUUUACUACGAACAGGUAGUGAUCAAUGUGUGUGUUUGUGAGUGUACUGUUUGGUGAUCGGUACAGGUAUUCCGAUACCCGGGAAAAGAUUUAAAUAUUAAUAUACUAAUGACACUACUAGGGAAAAUGUAUUUUUAACGAUAUAACGUACAACUACGGGACGGCGUCUACUGACGUCGGCCCCGAGGAAACUAACAAGCUAUGCAUCCAAUUCCACAUCUCUCCCAACAGCUAGCAUUCUUUGCGGACCCGUGCAGAUCGAUGAUGAAUCGUAAUGAAUUGGGUAUUUUAAGCAAAAAUAACGCACGCACGAACAGCAUCGAUGAUCGUGAACGUAUCAAUCAAUUAUAAAAAGGGCAAGGUGUGUGGCAUGCGAUGCGGAUUUGAUAGAUGAUGAUGUCGAUGGGUUGUAGCAAUCUAUACAUAUACAAUUUCAAACCCCCUUUUUAAGGAACUAUAUACAGUGUAAUGUUCUGUCUUCUACAAUGAACUACCACUACGCGUAAAGCUAACGAAAUUUGGGAACGAUCGAGGACGAAUGAAUGGAUGGAUGCGAGCGUGUGAGCGAGUGAAUUGCCUGAUGGGAAGUGUGUACGUGGAAUAAUAGCAUCGAGUAAAUGACCAACGAGUAACCAACCAAACCAAAGGCGGACGAUUAACUUUUAAGCUGUAAAUUUUCACUGAACUGCAGAUAUUUUCUUAUGAAUGAAUAAUGACUCUAGGAAGUCGCCAACGGAUAAGUCGAAACGGAAGCAACGCCGAUUGCUUUUUGUACGAAAGGCGCACAACUCUUCCCCUUCCCCUGCUCCUGCUCCCGCCUAUCUAUCAUUCGCUUUCGUCCUUCGUCGUGUGUAGUAACACGCAGAAACAGUUCACUAACACACCUAAAUACGCUAGACCAAUUUCCUUGAUGUGAUCCUUCUGUCAGCAGCCGAGUGUAUAACGUACAAAUGACGCGGUACACAUAUUAAGGAAAUGUGUGUUUUGUUGAGGUGUGUAAAUGUGUGAGUGUUUUUUAUCAUUGUUGUGUAGCAGCAUUACCAUAUGUAUCACUCUUCAAUAGUCAGAACCACGUGGUGAGUUAAUUUUCAGCAACUCCUCAAACGCAAGCGAACACGCGUCACUUCUACUAACAUACUUUACCUAUCAUUAGUGUAAUGGUAAAUGUCGAGCUUAGAUGUGCUAACCAAAAUCACUAAGUAUAAACCAAGCGAACCGAGGUAGUUUAGUAGCGGCUUCAAUCACCGGUCACUCCUAACAGUACCGUAGUAGCAAAUUUCUGCACCUCAUCUACUUAGAACCCCCGUUAGUGACUACACGGCAGAACUGUACAGAUAGGCGCGCCCGACACGCACGUAUUUUCUACCUUCAAAAAUGGCCAAGCUUUAAACUAACCAACAACAAAAAAACGGGGAUAGGUGUGGUAAAAUCACUAUCCACCCUACGGUAUCCAAGAUGUACAACUAAUCUCAUCACGAAACGCAAAAAACCGAUCUACCGAAAGCAACCAAAGCGAACUGAUAAGUGUCUCGUUUUCUCGAUGUACCUACGCACACACUACUAACGUUUAGUAUAGUCAUAUUCGACGGUAGUGAAUGGAAAACAAAUGGCCCCAGGAAAAAGAAAAUAGCCAGGAAGCUAUCGAACAAGCUGUAUUCUCUAUUUUUGUAUAGUGAGACUUUUUUUCUACAUCUUUAUACAUCUAAAUUUUCCAAAUACAGCUUCCUGCCAUUCCUGGGGGAAAGUGUGGCACUGGGGACGGAAAGGACUCAUCAAAGCUUGCCCUUCAAUCGCACAAGCACAGUAACGAUGUGUGCGUGUGACAACCCCAAUUUUUGUAACGCGUAAAGCACGAACACUCUAAUAUGAUAAUGGGAUGGGAUGGAAUCCGUAACCUUAUAUACACUCACCUUUAGGAAACGAAAACAAAAAAACACUUCAUGCGUACCCUUUCUUAGAGCAGCCUUUUUCUAGUGAAAUGUAACCCAUUAAGAAACAGAAGAAAACACCUCCUAAACUAGCUCUUAACUAAUCGCUCCCCAACAACUAUCCCUCUACUCCUCCAUUUCAUCGAUCGAGUAGGAUCUGGUCACCAUCGCGACGCGCCAUUUUGUAUAAACCAAUCCACAUCGUCUUAACGUUCAUGCAGUAGUGGUGAUGGUAGUUGUAGUAGCCGUAAUCGUAGUAGUAGCCAAUGCACUGUCACGAUCAUCGCAAAUGACGAUAUUCUACCUUAAGCAGAGCACACAUACACACUACACGUUAGAGCAGCUUUCAAGGUUCAUCCUUACCGAGAUCACACGGAUACAAACAAAGCUUAGCCAUCCUUACAAGCAAGCAGUACAACUAUUCUACUCUCGCGGGCCCACCCUUUUCGAAACGAUGCGACUCAUCCGUGGGAGAGUGGGUAAUUAGAUAAAAUGAAAUCAAAAACCUAUAACUAUCACAAUCGUGGAGUUAGUAGUUAAUGUGAAGUGGAGAGAUUCAGCCAAAAAAAAGAACAAUAGUCUAACAGAAUGUUUUUUAACCACGUGUUUGCUGUCCGUCGUCUCUCGUCGGUUGUGUGCUGCAUGGUCCGGCGCAGUGAGCUCACUACACCCAGCCUCCUUUACACAUGCUACUAACUAUAGUACCGCGAUGCAGUACCGAAACCAAAGAAGUAUCGUUUAACGCUAAAUCUAUCGCUCGGCGCCCCUCGUAGUGUACCACUUCUAUUACUUAGAAACAUAUACAUAUAUUUUUCUGUACACCAUUUUUUAAAAACCGCCAUAACGCGCAUCUCCAACGCCCGGUAGCUUGCGAUGUGCGAUUAACUUAAAAAAA